Messenger RNA from Argentina anserina (silverweed cinquefoil), 723 nucleotides. Its product is annotated as NADH dehydrogenase [ubiquinone] iron-sulfur protein 4, mitochondrial. The record is from RefSeq and is a predicted model, not a curated record. Bases 99 to 563 code for a protein of 154 amino acids. Gene Ontology annotation, biological process: electron transport chain. The transcript has 5 exons. Lineage: Eukaryota; Viridiplantae; Streptophyta; Magnoliopsida; Rosales; Rosaceae.
AUUUUCUGGUAAAACAAAAGUCCCCUCGUAUUUUCACUUUCAGUUCACGUUUUCACGCGCGAGUUGUUUUCUUCUUUCUCCGACUCGUCAAAUCGGCGAUGGCCAGCUCUCUGCAACGCAUCACGAGCCAGGCUCGUCUUCUCCGGACCACCAUCGCUUCAGGGUCGAGACCAUUCUCCGCCGACGCUUUGGUACAGUACCGCCCCGGCGAGAUCGGAAGAGUCUCUGGCAUCCCCGAUGAACAUCUCACCAGAAAGGUUGUGAUAUACUCACCAGCAAGAACUGCGAGUCAACAAGGAUCAGGGAAAGUUGGCAAGUGGAAGAUUAACUUUGUGUCCACACAGAAGUGGGAGAAUCCAUUGAUGGGCUGGACUUCAACUGGAGACCCUUAUGCUAACGUUGGUGAUGCUGGACUAGGUUUUGACAGUGAAGAAGCUGCAAAGCAUUUUGCCCAGAACCACGGUUGGGAUUAUGUGGUUAAGAGGCGGCACACACCAUUGUUGAAGGUGAAGUUAUAUGCAGACAACUUCAAGUGGAAGGGCCUCCCUAAAACUGAGGCAUGAUUGGUUUCAGUGCUUUCAGUUCGAUCUUAAGAGGGUGAUUGUGCAACAAAGCUUGCACUUGUCUUUUUCCUAUUUCAUUGUAAAAGUCACCUGAUCGAGAGAAAACAAAAAAAAUCCUUGAUCAUCGAUCAUAUAAUAAACGGAACUUAUGUUGUUAAUC